Messenger RNA from Apus apus (common swift), 7413 nucleotides. It is a transcript of the gene WNT9A, whose product is annotated as Wnt family member 9A. Gene Ontology annotation, molecular function: cytokine activity; frizzled binding. Bases 34 to 1125 code for a protein of 363 amino acids. Gene Ontology annotation, cellular component: extracellular region. NCBI's taxonomy places the organism in Eukaryota, Metazoa, Chordata, Aves, Apodiformes, Apodidae. The record is from RefSeq and is a predicted model, not a curated record. The transcript has 4 exons. Gene Ontology annotation, biological process: cell fate commitment; multicellular organism development; neuron differentiation.
GAACGAGAUGAGCAGCGCCGGCGCCGCUGCAAGAUGCUGGAUGGACACGUCCUGCUGGGCUGGCUCUCCUCCUGCGCGCUCCUAGGGCUGCUCGCCUGUUCCCCGCGGCCCUCCGCCGCCUACUUCGGGCUGACGGGGAAUGAACCUCUGACCAUCCUCCCUCUGACCUCAGAAAUGGAGGAAGCUGCCGUCAAAGCCCACUACAAAGUCUGUGACCGCCUGAAGCUGGAGAAGAAGCAGCGCAGGAUGUGCCGGCGGGACCCCGGCGUGGCCGAGACCCUGAUGGAGGCCAUCAGCAUGAGUGCCCUGGAGUGCCAGUACCAGUUCCGCUUUGAGCGCUGGAACUGCACCCUCGAGGGUCGCUACCGGGCCAGCUUGCUGAAGAGAGGUUUUAAGGAGACAGCCUUCUUGUAUGCCAUCUCCUCUGCGGGGCUGACACACGCCAUGGCCAAGGCUUGCAGUGCAGGGAGGAUGGAACGUUGCACCUGUGACGAGGCCCCUGACCUGGAGAACCGUGAAGCUUGGCAGUGGGGUGGCUGUGGUGACAACCUGAAAUACAGUAACAAGUUUGUCAAGGAGUUCCUGGGGAGGAAACCCAACAAGGACCUGCGAGCCAGGGUGGACUUCCACAAUAACCUUGUGGGCAUGAAGGUGAUCAAAGCUGGAGUGGAGACAACCUGUAAGUGCCACGGUGUAUCUGGAUCCUGUACUGUCCGAACUUGCUGGAGGCAGCUCUCUCCAUUCCAUGAAAUAGGGAAGCAGCUGAAGCAAAAGUAUGAGACAUCGCUCAAAGUGGGCAGCACUACCAAUGAGGCCACAGGGGAAGGAGACAUCUCCCCACCCAAGAAGUCCAUCCCUGGUCACAGUGAUCAAAUCCCAAGGACUACGGAUCUUGUCUACAUUGACGAUUCCCCGAGCUUCUGUAUGAUGAGUAGAUACUCGCCUGGGACUUCGGGAAGGAAAUGUUACAAAGACAAGAACUGUGACAGCAUCUGCUGCGGGCGAGGGCACAACACGCAGAGCCGGGUGGUCACCCGUCCGUGCCAGUGCCAGGUCCGUUGGUGCUGCUAUGUGGAAUGCAAGCAAUGCACCCAGAGAGAAGAGGUUUACACCUGCAAAGACUGACACAUCUUCUGCUUGAUGGCAACCCUCGGUGAUGGGCGACGGUGAUCUAUGAGAACUACAUAUGGAGACAAACAGGGUUUGAUUGACCUUCUGGGAUCUGAAAGCUAUGUUGAGACAUAAGCACUUUGUAGGGUACAGGUGACCCAGCUGUGUUGCUGUUUUGUUUUUGUUUUUGUUUUGUUUUCCUGUAGACUGAAUUUUAAUGAGGUCCAACCAUGUGGAAAUAAGUGCCUGUCACACUGGGGUUAGACACCAGUUGACCUUCACCUUAGUCAUCCAUGCAGUUUGAUGGAUCGUUCAUCCUUGGAACAUCUUGAUUUUUUUCACCAAUCCUCCAUGAACUCCUGGGCUAAUAUAUUCUCUUUGGCAUAAAUAACAUAUACUAUUUUAUUCCUGAAGCCUACCCAACUGCUUAAAGAGCUAAGCAGAUAUAGAAGAAAGAUCUUUCUGCUUUGAAUGUGAUGGUACGGGAAGUGGUCAUUUUUUUCCCCUUCUAUAACUGGUGAGGAGUGUGUAGGGAAAGCAGGAACAGCCUUGAUGGAAACAAGGCUCUGACAAAGAGACCCACUGGGAGGGUAAGCUUUUUAACAGCUACUCCAGAUCUCCAUACUUUGAUCACCAAAUACAGCUCAAAAAAUGUUGGGUCCACCAUAUUGCAGACAGAAAUAUAUCCAAGAAAGCGGUUGGGAAGACAGUAGAAAACCAGAUGUGCCUGUUCCCUUCAGUCCAAUCAAGUAUUCUUUUUUUUAAAGAAAAACAUUUAUUCAAAUGCCGUUUCUUUAGCACUAUGGCUGUCUUGAUUUUUUUUUUAAAUAAUUUUUUAAAACCACUAGAUGCUUUUGUUUUAUUUUCACUUCGUGCAUGAUUUAUUUUUCUCUCCUCUUCCCACCUCUUGUUGAUCUAAUUCACCCUGUGGUAACCGCUUGAGAAAUCUGAACUGGAACUUUUUCGUCUUAUGCCAGCUGAAUUCAGACAUGUCUUUCUGAGUAGAACAAGUGAAAUUUGAGUGCAUCUUGGAAUGCAGUGCUGUCUUGCAGUGUACAGCAGCAGUUUGGGACUGAAUCAGGCCUCUGGAGGAGUUGACUUUUCUUUUACUAGGUCAUCAUUCCAUUUACUCUCAUGGUGGUACAUGACACAAGCUGUAUGUAAACCUUAUGACCUUAAGAUUUUUUUUUUAACCACUAGAUCAAAAACUGUAUUUUAAAAAUAUAACUGCUCAAUGGUAACCAACUAUUGGAUUCAGAACAAGUAAUUGACGUAAAAGGCAAAUUUCCAAGUGGCCCGAGAAGCAAAACAUGACUGCAGUGGUAGAUCUGUGAAAUAGAUGACAACCUUCAGCAUUUCUUUUUUUCCUUUGAAGAGGAUACUUACAAUCCAGAACUUGAUGUGGCAAUAUCCUUCAGUCAUAUAAAACUGGAUUGGAAGCAGCCAGUGAAGUCCUCUACAAAGCUUUCUGAGGAAACACUGGAGAGCAGAGAGCAUUUUAUUUUUGGUAGCAUUUUUUGAUUGUCCAGCAGUAGCAAUUUCCACCAAUUUUAUAUAAGCCAUUGAUCUGUUUCUCAAAAGAGAAAAGCUGGCUGGAGUUUUUCAAGCAGUAGUAGAUAUUAGCCAAGCAAAAAGAGAGCAGUUUCCCAAGAUGGACCAUUAUUUUUCAAGAUUUUUUUCUUUUUUCUUUUUUCUUUCCCCGAAUAGUAGCCACUAAUAUUUAAGCUGUUCAUGUGCAUCUACUGGGAGGAGAAAAGACUAUUAUUUUUUUUCUUGGUAACAAAUACCUGCAGUCCAGCCUGGGUUGUUGACAUCAAAUCUUGGGGUAGAGGCAUGGGGAGGGACAGGAUGUUACUGUUGAUAGCUGUAUGGCCCUGUGAAGUGUAUUAUCACUUACGUGGAUGUUUGCUUAUUUGCUGUACAGUUUUGGAGGCUGGAGUAGUGGUGGAAAAGGAGGAAUCUGCACAAGGUGUUUGUCCCUUCCACCAUGGCAGAUGCGUGGUGGUGCAUUCAAUGCAGGAGGCUUGCAGGAAGGUCUCAUGGUUUCUGGGAGAUGCACUGCUUUGAAAGCCACCCAUGAGCAGUUUAUCUAAUGGUUUAAAAAAUAAACUGACUAGAAACAUAUUAUUCAGUGUGUGCAUGUGUGUAUAUAUACACACAUGCUGACACUUAAAUAUAUAUAUAUAUAAAUAUUGAACAAACAUUUAUUUAUUGUAAAGCCCUUCAGAAGGACCUUCUUAUGGUUUCAAUGUGGUAUUAUGUUAAAUUCUCUUUCUCCCUCUCUCCCUCUCUCUCACAUAUGUGCAAACUCACUGUUACGUUUUUGUGUGUGUGCUAGAAUAGCUUUUCCCCUCCAAUAAGGCCAGAUCCAAACCUGCUCAUAACAUGAGGAUUUUGGGGUCUGAAUUACUAUUUCUGGCUCCAUUCUUUUUUUUCUUUUUUGUUUUUUCUUUUUAAAUAUUUUUUUUUCUAAAAGAAUGGGCUGCAAUUUAUGUGCAUUAUUAUUAUUAUUAUUAAUUAUUAUUAUUAUUGUUAUAUUUAAACCAUGGGCCUAAUUUUUCUUCUUUUCACUGGUGUCUCUGUUUCCAUUGACCUCGCUGGAGUAACUCCACAUUGCACUGGUGUGAGAGGAGAAUGAGUCCCUAGAUGCAGAAGAGAAGGGAGGUGUUGGCAUCAAUAUCCUUGCAGAACAAAUGCCUGGGUCCUAUGGGUUAGGGUACCUUGGUGUGUUUGGCACUGGGGAGAGAGAGAGAGAGAUGGGUGGGCAGUAAGGAAGAGUGUCAAAGCUUGACUAGAAGUAAGAGGCAAAGAGUGAAUGAACUACUGAGUGAAAGAGCUCUUCUGUGUAUUAUAACUCACGCACUGAAGCCUGGAUGCUUUCUGUAAGUAUUUAAAAAAAAAAAAGAAAAACACACAAAAAAAGACCCCACCACAAAAAACAAAUUGUAUUUAUGUUAAUGUGGAUAUAUUACUUGCCUGUUGUAUAUUGUAAAUAGCAAGGUUUAUUCUCCUGUGGUUAAAAAAAAAAUAUAAAUAACUAAAUAGUAGCGAGGCACAUGUGUUAAAUGUAUAGGCAGUGUAUAAAAAAUACUAACAUUCUGAAAUCAGGAGAACUUGUCUUCUUGGCCUUUUGACCUACGGUGGUAAAACAUAUGUGGGUUAUUUUUCUUCUUCCCCCCACCACGUUGUGUGUGUUUUGGGUGUGGGGGUGUAUUUAGUUCCAGCGUUUUCCAAUGUUUUCCUUAUCUUUGAAGAAAAAAUGGGGAAGAAAGCCUCGUUUUGGAAAAAUCCAGUGGAGCUUGAGUAGGAUGAAAUGAGUAAUAUCUGGCAGAAAUGUCGUCAAACCCUCUCAAAACCCUCUUAAGUGCUUGACCUGGGUUUUCUGCUGGUAAUGGAUGUGUGUUGAAACUGAAUUUUACCCAUGGAGCAGGAACUUUUGCUUGUGCUACUCCAUACAUGAGUUCAGACAACCCUAGAUGAGAGACCCUGAAUUACUCUAUAAAACAUUGGGUAGUGUCCUGAAAAAAAUGGUUUUGUGUCAUCUGUAUGAAAAUGGAUUUUUCCAGAGAGGCUGAUUCUACCAUCACACCACUGGAUCUCCAGUGCAAUUCAACCACAUUACUCAUUUUUUGUAAAACUACUACAAGAAUGGACUUGGGUCCCUGAACCUUUCACGGUGUCAUUUCAUAUGAAGAAAAAAACAAAAGUGCAAAGCAACUUUUCCCUUUUUUCUUACCCCCAGAGAAACAGGUUUUUUGCAGCAGAUGUAACUGGAGAAGGACGGGUGGGUGUAAGGGAGGUCUCUGGUUUCUGAUCCCCUUUCACCCCCUGUCUCCCCAAAAGUGUCAAAGUGUUGGUUCUCCUAAGCUGAUCCAGCAAGACUUGUGAGAUCAGUUUUGGGGUGGGGGGGGGGGGUGCAACCAUUAUUUAUAUAACUUUUUUUAUUAAUUUUUUUAAAAGAGAAGUUAGCUGAUGGAAGAAUAUUUUUAUUGAAUAGUGCAUUUAGCUAUGUCAGAAAUAUAAAAAAAAUAUAUAUAAUAUUUUUGUAAACAAGGCAAACUGAAAAUGUUUGCUGUUUUAUAUUAGAAUUUUCUAUUAAAAGAAAUAAAACCCCACACAAAUAAUUGUUGCACCCGUCAUCUGUUUUUUUUAACAAGCUUCUAUUCUGUGUGACUGACUCAUAUAUGCCAGAUGUGGGGACAUGCAAAACAAGUCCUAAACAUUACGUUCUCAUUGUCUUCCAGCUCUCAAAAGACUCCAGUUAGUGAGACAAGCAGUGUUUAAUUAAAGGGGUGUUUUAAAAAUUAUUCUUCUAGACAGUAAAUAUGAGUUGUGAAGGAUGAGUAGCUUGGAAUUAAAACACAAAAUUCUGCCCCCAAAAUUUAAGCUUACCCAUUUUUCAGUCAUGCAUCCUGGUCUUGAGAUGGCUCUGGAUUAAGGGAAGCCAAAACCUAUUUACAAUAAUUAGAUGUUUUUCUCAGUUGGCCUGGGAAGAAUGACUCUUAAAAAAGUUGUUGGAGAAACCAAAAUACAUCUGAGUAUCUGGGAAGGUUAAAUGAAGAGGACCAAAUUCCAGGCUUGCACUAACAUGAGCAGUUUGUGUCUAGUUAGAUGGGGCAGUGCAAAACUGGGAGCUGGAGACUUGGUCUGCUGAGGUUCAGGAAGCCUGUUGUUCACCUUUGGAGAGAAUGGAUGAGUGAUGGACCAUCUGUUUUCAAAAGGGUGUUUGGGAUUGCUGGUUUAGAGACCUGAGCAGGGGGCUAAAUAUUUUCUGAGCAUUUUUUUGUGGUCGGCCAGCUCGUACACAUCUGCCUCCCCUCAGCCUAGGUCUUGGAUUUCUUUGUUUUUCAGCUGCCCUAUUUUUGCCAAUGUUUAUUAGUUUGUUUGGCUGCAGUAGGAUUAGAGGAGAACCCAGAUGAAGGGGCAGAUUUCUCAAGGGUACUUUUGUGGAGUAGAUACUGCUUAGGGUAAUUUUCUGGUGGAUUAUGGUGCCUGUGAAAAAUUCCUCUGUUGAUGUUGCAGUAAAAUUUGGUCUGUUCUGUACUGGAUAAAACAGGUGCAGCAAAGCUCUUCCUUCCUCGGUUUAUUUGGUUCUACGUGCACAUCUGUUGGGUUGAGUCUGGUUUCCAUGGUUAGCUCGUCCUGGCUUUCACUCUUCAGGAUGCUAACUAGGUGAUGAAUUUUGGAGAGCAACAUUUCCCUGCAAGAGAAAUAGUGCCUUUUAUGACCAUUGUUGCUCGUGUAAUUUGAAGGAGGCUCAGGAAGGCACAGGAUCAGGCCUGUAGAGAUCUGGUAAUUGCCAGGUCUUUCAAGAUUAGGGUCAUGGAUAUUAAUAUUGGAUAGCUUUUAGAUCUAUUUUUAGCUGAUGAACAUUGAACUUGACCAAACUAUUUACAUAUUGCAGCAAAGAGAAUAUUUCUGAGAAGAAAAAAAAAAAAAAGGGAAUCUCUGGUACUUGUGGGUGGGGAAUAAAAGCAAGUGGGUAUUGCAAGCUCAGAUCAUCUCUGGCAUCAUGGUAGGCUUCCUGUUACUACAUUUCUUCAGAUUCAGGGACUGGGUAGGGUGUAAGUUAAGAUCAUAGAUGAUUCAAGGUGAACCCAAGAGACAGGAGAUUCCUCCCUCAUCCAAUCUUCCAUUUCAUCACGGGGUUGCUCAGGAAAGUUGGCAGAGAUGUUCACAUGCUUGGCUUAGUGGGAUGUUUGCAGUGGGCCUGGACUCAACCCCCUUAAAUAAGGAGCCUGUUGUGUGCAGUCAGUGUAGACACCUCUAGGUGUUUUGGCCCAUAUGGAGGUGCCAGCUUCUCUCUGUUGACAACAGAAGGGGAUAAAGACAUGUUAACCCAGGUUAAUAGAAGUGGGGAUGAAUUCAGGACUAAUCAAGGUAUGUGUGGAUAACCCUGCCAGCUCCCCUUGGGCAUGGAACCAUCUGGAGCAGCAAUCACCAAACCAGCACAGAAAUUUUCCCUCAUUCCACCUCAUCCCAGUCUCUAACAAUGCGCUUUAAGACCUGAAUGUAAAGUCUAGGAUUUGUUUUGCACAUUUGGGAUGGCAUUUCCUUUUAAAGGGAGGUGGGAAUACUAACAUGAAGGAUUAGUAUUUUUCUUUCGUUUUUCGUUUUUGGGUUGUAUUUUUUUUUUCCAAUGUCUUAUGGGAGCCUAAGUUAUUUUUCUCUACCUCAUAUGUACAGCUUGUAGGUAUAAAUCUGAUUCUGAGUGACUGUUGAGAAUGUAUUUAAGUUAUUUAACAUCUUUGUAUAACAAAAAAAGCCAGAACAAAUGAAACAAUAAAUGUAUUUUAAAUUAUA